Messenger RNA from Xenia sp. Carnegie-2017, 2839 nucleotides. RefSeq lists its product as uncharacterized. The record is from RefSeq and is a predicted model, not a curated record. The transcript has 2 exons. Bases 382 to 1335 code for a protein of 317 amino acids. NCBI's taxonomy places the organism in Eukaryota, Metazoa, Cnidaria, Anthozoa, Malacalcyonacea, Xeniidae.
ACACACUGUUUUUAUCCGAUUCGUUACCGAACUGAUUUGUCGCGUUAAAACCUCUACUUUUGUAGAAUCCAUUACUUCGGUUGAUUUUCUGAUGGCAAAGCUUAAUGCUUUGAAUUUGCCAGUCAAUUCCCUUUGAUUUUCGUCUACUGUCUCGGUCAUCAUCGAUAUUAUAUUCACGCCACGCACCAAUAUCCCGUUAAAUUUGUGCCUUAGAUUGAACUAAACCACAGCCAAAUAUCCCGUCGGAGGUGCCACUAUGUUGGGGAUCGCCUCCCAAGUUUCUCCCAACACUUCACAAAUUUUAACAACAGACAAGAAGAAAUAAGUAAAGCUCAAGGAGUACUCGCGUCGCCCUAUCAAUUCAAGCUUGAAUGUAAGUAAAUGAAACGUCAAAGACAGAUGUCGGGUCGAAGCACAUUGGUUGUGCAAUUUUUGAUUUGUUUGCAUGUGACUUGUACAGCAAUCACUGUUCAAGAGAAAGCAGACCAUGACGUGAGGUACAAUAUUGAAAAAUCAUAUCACAACGUUGUCGACAAUGUGAAUAGAAAAAAUCUUGAAAAAUUCAAAGAAGACAACCAUAUUGUGAAUUUAAAAAAGUUUCGCGAUCAAAGCAGCAUGCGUAAAUCGCCAGCAAGACAUAUGACCAAUUUGCGUGACAACACAUUCAAGUACGACCUUUCAGAUAAACAAGUGGCAUACGGCGACUUCAUUCAUCGUAUUUUUAAACGAAAUGCAAACCCCAACGUCAAUGUGACAAUCUCACCACCACCUCUACCACCAAAAAUACCACCUCCUUCUCCAUUGCCUAUUUUCAACGUUCCUCCGGUUUGUGAAAGAGACAAAUCCUGCUCAGGUGGAUGUACUGGAAAUAAAACUGACUGGAGAAGCAAUGACGGCCUUUCAUGUUACUGUGACGUAGCUUGUUAUGAAAUUUUUAAUGAUUGUUGUGCUGAUUUUGUCAAAUAUUGUGGAGAACAAAAAAACCUGGAAAUUCCUUUAAAAAAAUUUAACUGGACAUGUGAGUCGUUGGGUCAUUUUGAUGCAAGGGGACAGUGCCAAGUGGGUAAUGGUUUAUGGAUGAUAUCACGAUGUGCGCAUGACUGGCCAUACGACAUAAUCCGAAGCAAAUGCGAACAACCGGUCACAACUUUGAGGAAUGCUUCGGACAUUGCUCGGUACCUACCGGCGAUUAAAUAUGAUUUGGUGUUUCGAAACCAUUUUUGCGCGCUAUGUAACAGAAUCAAGGGUGAUUUUGAAUAUUUUCCUUUAAAAAUCAAAACUAGCAUUCUACCACCUAAUCGAUAUAGUUUUGAAAAAAAAUCAAUUUUUUAUUGAUGCACGGAGCCGAGUUCCCAAGGAGUGGACCACAAAAACCAAAAACUAACCAGACCAGACGAUACUGUUUAAGGACAAUUGUGAAUUCGUGUGAAAAUAACAAAACGAAUGACACUUGUAGGAAUGGACCUGUGAGUAUAAUCUCAAUUUUUGGACGGUAUUAUAAAAACUUCGAAUGCGCUUUAUGUAACAAUCUCCUCGGAUUUUAUCAAUGUUUUCCGGACUUUUUUAGCCAUAUUUGUAUGUUAACACCCCCACAAAAGUUUAUAUUGAAUUUAGACUAUGGAAACAUUACGUCAACAUUGACUUUACAUCCUUCAUGUUCCGGAUACGACGUAAGAUUAGAAGAAUGCGUUCAAUUAUUGCCAAUACCAACAGGAAACAAGGACUCUUUUCGUAUUUUAACAUGGUUAAGUCCAUCAGCAAACGACAGGUUCAAUAAAAAUGACUUCAAAGGUAUAAUGAAUCAGUAUUAUGGUAUUGAAAGCUCGCAGAUACAGAACAUCAGUAUACAAACAGUUCUAAAGGUAUUUGGAUUGCCUUCCUAUUCAGGAACACCAAUAUUAUAUCAUUUAGUUCAUUCAACAAUUGUUUUAACUCCAGAACAGAGUUUUAAUAUAUACUAUAAUACAUCUUCAAGUUCGAGAAAUCUUCAAGAAUUCAUAUAUUUUAAGCAAUCCAAUGCAAUAACUUGGAAUAACAUCACGUACACUAUAAUUAAAACUACAUCACGUCCAUUAUCUUGUGUUGGGAAAAAAAUUUACAAUCAACGCAGUUAUACAGUUAUUGACGACGAUAAAAUUAAAAUAAACUCGACUGGGAAAACUUAUGAGAGAUCACAGUACUACGGUGAUAUUGGAAAUGAUGUUGUGGUUUGCGAGGAAUACAUGCCAAACGGUUGUCAGCUGACCAAAGUUGGUCUCACCAAGAAUGACGUCACCAUAUACAAGAAUUUGGCUUUGAAAGUGAAGAACACUAGAAUGUUUUAUGAUCGCGGCAACUAUGAAGUUUCUAACGGCUUAAUUUCACUGUGCAAAACAAGAGAAUCUUUCACACCAACAUGUUCAACUCGAAUGUCAUGCAAAGGUCGCUGCAGUAACAAGAGAGAAUGGCGAAACAUUUUCGAAAUGACAUGCUCAUGUGAUCAAGAUUGUCAUGAAGUUUUCGGAGAUUGUUAUUCAGAUUACAUAAAGUAUUGUGGAGCGCAAACAUCUGGAGAAACACCAAGGAAGACAUAUAACUACACAUGUGAGAACUUUGGGAAAUAUAAUUCACAAUUUUGCCAAGUCGCAGACGGAGUUUGGAUGGUUAGCGGAUGUACAUAUGAAUGGCCUCGCGAUUCAACGCGAAGCAAGUGUGAGAUACCAAUAAAACGGCUCCCACAAUCGUCGGAUAUCUUAACAGAUAUCUUUGGUUAUCUUCCAGUGAUAUCCAAGGAUAAUACAACAUUUCGUAACAGGUAUUGUGCAAUUUGUAAUAAUGAGAUGGAGUACAAUUAUUGGAU